This is a messenger RNA of Kazachstania africana CBS 2517, 2292 nucleotides long. RefSeq names its product Mef1p (gene MEF1). Gene Ontology annotation, molecular function: translation elongation factor activity; GTP binding; GTPase activity. NCBI's taxonomy places the organism in Eukaryota, Fungi, Ascomycota, Saccharomycetes, Saccharomycetales, Saccharomycetaceae. The transcript has a single exon. Gene Ontology annotation, cellular component: mitochondrion. The record is from RefSeq and is a predicted model, not a curated record. The coding region runs from base 1 to 2292 and encodes 763 amino acids. Gene Ontology annotation, biological process: mitochondrial translational elongation.
AUGGUACUUCCAAAGGCGAUAUUGCGCCAGACAUUAAAUGCAGCUUUCGUUUCCAAAGCCAGGAGAGCUGCUUCGAUCCUUUUUUAUUAUAAACCAGUCGGAUUUACGAGAAAUAUACACAGGACUGCAUCGAACAAGCUUGAGUACGAUGAAGAAAAACAUAUUUUAGAUGAGCUGAGAAGCAAGAUGUCCGCAGAAGAUAGAGAAACGUCAAGAAAACUCAGAAAUAUAGGUAUAUCAGCGCAUAUCGACUCAGGUAAAACCACAUUCACCGAACGUGUUCUAUACUAUACAGGUAGAAUUAAAGCUAUACACGAGGUCAGAGGCCGUGAUAGUGUUGGUGCGAAAAUGGACUCAAUGGAUCUGGAGAGAGAAAAGGGUAUUACAAUCCAAUCAGCAGCAACGUAUUGUUCGUGGUUGAAAAAUAACGAAAACCAUCACUUCAAUUUGAUUGAUACACCUGGGCAUAUAGACUUUACGAUAGAGGUUGAACGUGCAUUGCGAGUCUUGGAUGGUGCUGUACUUGUUGUAUGCGCCGUUUCUGGUGUGCAAUCACAAACUGUCACAGUAGAUAAUCAAAUGCGUCGGUAUAAUGUUCCUAGAAUUACAUUCAUCAAUAAAAUGGACAGAAUGGGGGCCGAUCCCUUCCGUGCCAUUGCACAACUAAAUGCUAAAUUGAAGGUACCUGCUGCUACACUACAGGUUCCUAUUGGCAGUGAAUCAAACUUUAAAGGUGUAAUCGAUAUCAUUAAUAAAGUGGCUUUAUAUAACAGAGGAGUCAAUGGUGAAACAAUUGACACAGACACUAUUCCUUACGAACUAAAAGCUUUAGUAGAAGAAAAGAGACAGGUGCUUAUUGAAACCUUAGCUGAUGUUGACGAUGAAAUGGCAGAGAUUUUCCUGGAGGAAAAAGAACCAUCAGUGGACGAAAUUAAAGGUGCAAUUCGCAGGGCUACGAUAGCUAGAAAAUUUACACCAGUUUUAUUAGGAUCUGCACUUGCUAAUACAGGUAUUCAACAUGUAUUAGAUGCUAUCAUUGAUUAUUUACCUGAUCCUUCUGAAGUUCUUAAUACUGCCUUUGAUGUAAGCAAGGAAGAAAGCAAGGUUAAUCUAGUAUCAUCAAGUCACGAACCAUUUGUUGGCUUGGCAUUUAAAUUAGAGGAAGGAAAAUAUGGUCAAUUGACAUAUAUUCGCGUUUAUCAAGGAAGUUUGAAGAAGGGUUCAUUUAUUAAAAAUAUUCAAACGGGUAAAAAAGUCAAGGUUUCUAGGCUAGUCAGAAUGCAUUCCGAAGAAAUGGAAGAUGUUGAGGAAGUUGGAGCUGGGGAAAUAUGCGCAACAUUUGGAAUUGAUUGUGCUUCUGGAAACACUUUCACCGAUGGCUCAAUCGAAUAUUCUAUGUCUUCAAUGUACGUUCCAGAUUCUGUGGUAUCGCUUUCGAUUAAACCGAAAAGUAAAGACCUAGCAAACUUCUCAAAGGCUUUAAACCGUUUCCAAAAAGAAGAUCCUACUUUUAGGGCCAGGUAUGAUGAGGAAUCUAAGGAAACAAUUAUUUCUGGUAUGGGUGAAUUACAUUUGGAAAUUUAUAUCGAAAGAAUGAAAAGAGAGUAUAAUGUCGAGUGCGAGACGGGAAAACCCCAAGUUUCAUAUAGGGAGUCUAUUACGAUACCAGCCGAUUUUGACUACACGCACAAGAAGCAGUCUGGUGGUGCUGGUCAAUUUGGUAGAGUUGCUGGAACUCUAUCACCUGUUGCUUCAAAAGUUAAUGAAUUUGAAACUGCGAUUGUCAGUGGUGCAAUCCCUGAAAAGUUUCUUGCUGCCUGUAAGAAAGGUUUUGAUGAGGCAUGUGAGAAAGGACCUAUUAUUGGCCACAGGGUACUUGGUGUCAAAAUGUUGAUAAACGAUGGUGCCAUCCACUCAGUAGAUUCGAAUGAACUUUCUUUCAAAAUAGCCACAAAAACAGCCUAUCGUAAUGCAUUCUUGAAGGCACAACCCGUUAUUCUGGAGCCAAUAAUGAAAGUCUCAGUCACUGCACCAAACGAGUUCCAGGGAAAUAUUAUCAGUCUUUUGAAUAAGCUGCAAGCUGUGAUUCAAGAUACAGAAAACAAUCAUGAUGAUUUUACCUUGGAAGCUGAAUGCCCCUUGGCAUCAAUGUUUGGUUUCGUUACAUCUUUAAGAGCAGCCACACAAGGUAAAGGUGAGUUCUCCCUGGAGUUCAGUCACUAUGCACCAACUUUACCCAACGUGCAGAGAGAGCUAAUUGCUGAUUUUAACAAAAGGCAAGAAAACAAGUAA